AUGCCUUCAACACCCAUUCUCCUCCUAAAAACAAAAUCCUCCCCCAAUGAUGGCUACGAAGACUUCUUCUCCGCACAAAACUACACCCCAACCUUCAUCCCAGUCCUAGAACACCGCUUCCUUAAAAACAACCUCACCCAAGUCCGCGACCAAUUCAGCACCGGCGCAUUCAACAACAAUGGUUCAACCCCCCGAAAAUACGGCGGUCUAAUCUUCACCAGCCAGCGCGCAGUCGAAGGUUUCGCGCAGAUGAUCGAAGAUGAAAAAGAUGGUACAUACCCAAACCGCCAACACAUCAGACACCAACCCCAAUCCCAAACUAACGCAACCCAUUGGGCAAAUCUAGUAACCUUCAACAUCCAAACUUCCCCACCCUUAAUCCUCUACACUGUCGGCCCAGCAACGGCGCGAACCCUCACAACCCUCCGCGACAAACACCUCCCAGACGCCCUCAUCCACGGCGCAGAUACAGGAACCGGAGAGAACCUCGCGCAUUUCAUCCUCUCACACUAUGAUUCCCUCUACCCGACAGACAAACCAGCACUCUUAUUUCUUGUCGGUGAAGUGCGGAGGGAUAUCAUCCCGAAGACACUAAUGGAUAAAAGCUUACCGGUUGAGAAGCGGGUUGGAGUUGAGGAGCUCGUUGUGUACGAGACGGGUGUUAUGGAGUCUUUUGAAGGGGAUUUUGCGGAUGUGGUAGGUAGGUCGUCUGGGGAUGUUUGGGUGGUGGUUUUUUCGCCGACGGGGUGUGAGGCUAUGUUACGGGUUCUUGGGUUAGGGCCUUUUGCCGGAACUGGGACUGGUUCCGGAGCUGGAAAUGGAACUGGGAAGGUCUUUGUUGCUACUAUUGGACCGACGACGAGGGAUCAUCUGCGUGAGAAGUUUGGGUUUGAGGCGCAUGUUUGUGCGCCUAAGCCUAGUCCUGAGGGUGUGCUGGAGGGUAUUGAGAAGUUUAUGAGUGGAGUUUGA
Penicillium hordei is the source of this 969-nucleotide messenger RNA. Its product is annotated as uroporphyrinogen-III synthase HEM4. The transcript has a single exon. Gene Ontology annotation, biological process: uroporphyrinogen III biosynthetic process. Lineage: Eukaryota; Fungi; Ascomycota; Eurotiomycetes; Eurotiales; Aspergillaceae. The record is from RefSeq and is a predicted model, not a curated record. Bases 1 to 969 code for a protein of 322 amino acids. Gene Ontology annotation, molecular function: uroporphyrinogen-III synthase activity.